AUGGAACAGCAAGGCUACACGAGGAUCAUCAAACUCCAGAUCCUGAUCCACAGCUGUCUGAUUCUGGUGGAGUCGGCUGCCAAGGACAUCUAUGACCGGCUGUGUCAUGACUUCGCUGUGAACCAGACCGCCCAGGUCAAGGAACACCUGGCUGCCAUCCACUCUGCGGACUGCUUGCUGGCGAUCGGACACUUCCUGCACAAACACCUGGAUAUCUGCUGGACGCUGAUCCUGGCCACGGCCACAAUCGCACUCAGCGGCCUGUUCCUGACCUCCUCCCUCUAUUUCUCCGUGAGACUGGCCGAAUCUUGGAACAGGAAAGGGAAAUAUACGUUGGCAGGGUUUACGGACAGCAUGUGAAUCACCGUGUGCACACACCACACCCACAUGCCACACACGCAUGAAGAGACAGCCGCACACACACAUGUCACAUGCACACAGGUGCACACUCGCACGCGCACAGACGCAUAAAUGCCACGUGCACACAAAUGCACACUUGCACGCCCACACACGCACACCCCCGAGGACACGCACGCGCACUUGCACGCACACAUGCCGCACGCACGCACGCCACACGCACACAAAGACGCACGCGCUCCACACACGCAUGAAGAUGUGUGCGCGCGCACAAACACACGCACCACACCACAUGCACAGAGACGCACGCCCACACACCACACAGGCAUGUACCCCUACUCCCGCAGAGCUGCCUCUGACCUGCAGCCCUUCCUGAGAACUGGAGAGAAAGUCCUGCCUCUGUCCCAGCUCUCCCCACUGGGGUGUCACUGUGAACGGUGAACACUGGGACACAAUGUUAGGACCCAGAAUAAGGGGAGCCCUGGUUUAGUUGUCAAAUAUACAGUAUAACUAGUCCAUCAUGGGCAAAUGAAUCGACGGUAUGUCAGAUCAAAGCUUACUGGACCACUUGACACCUCUUGUAUGGCUCUAAGGCAACAAAGAUUUCACAGCCCACUUUGUGCUACUAGUUGGGUUUUGCGAAAUCUAGCAUGAAGUUGAGGUUACGAUGAAGAAUUCAGAUAAUCAAAGGUGUGUUUCACAUGUUUAACAAUUGAUUCACGGAGCCUGGCCGUGACUGCGAUCGAAGCACCUUUCUGGGUAAGCGCUGUUUCGCUGACUUUGAAGACAGGAGGUUAAGUUACUUAAUUCCCCACCCUUCUAUAGCGCUUUUCUGGACACCCCACUCAGAGCUCUUUACAGGUCAUGGGGAUCCCCUCCACCCCCCCA
This is a messenger RNA of Lepisosteus oculatus (spotted gar), 1245 nucleotides long. NCBI's taxonomy places the organism in Eukaryota, Metazoa, Chordata, Actinopteri, Semionotiformes, Lepisosteidae. The record is from RefSeq and is a predicted model, not a curated record.